Messenger RNA from Oryza brachyantha (malo sina), 1577 nucleotides. RefSeq names its product probable E3 ubiquitin-protein ligase RHY1A. Gene Ontology annotation, molecular function: ubiquitin protein ligase activity. NCBI's taxonomy places the organism in Eukaryota, Viridiplantae, Streptophyta, Magnoliopsida, Poales, Poaceae. Gene Ontology annotation, biological process: ubiquitin-dependent protein catabolic process. The coding region runs from base 262 to 876 and encodes 204 amino acids. The record is from RefSeq and is a predicted model, not a curated record. The transcript is spliced from 2 exons.
CAACCCAACCCAAGCAAAUCUGCAACUAUACAUACUGCUGCUGCUGCUGCUGCUGCUUCCUCGCAGUUUCCACGCAAGCGUCAUCAUCGGCUCGCCACGCCGUCGCCGUCGACCCGUCGUCGCCGUCGCGUCCGCAGAUUUCUUCCCACCACCUCCCGCCACCGCCGCUUUAUAUAAAGCUCUCGAGAAAUUUCUCCGAGGUCAGUAGGUCACCGUGCCCACACCACCAACACCAUCGAGCAGGCGAGGAGGAGGAGGGAUAUGCUUCCGGGGGUGGAGCUGGCGAGGCGGCGGCGCGUGCACUACCACGGGGACGCGGCCGCGGCGGGGGCGGGGGUAGGGGAGCACCACGGCUACCUGUACCACCAGAACCAAGGGGCGGGGGCAACGGCCGCGGCGGCGGCGGCGGCGGAGGCGGGAGCUGCAGGUGGCGCGGUGAGCCCCGCGGUGGCGGCGCGCAUGAGGCUCGAGGAGAAGCUGCGCGGCGCCGCCGCGCCCUCUUCUUCCCUGUCGAGGUGGGGUAGGCGAUUUCGUGAACGAGACAGGAGCGCGACCUCCAGACAACAGAACAACCAGCAAGAGCAGCAGAUACAGCUGCCUACUGAGCCAAGGUAUCUUCCCAGUCCAUCGAUGUCUAUCCUGGAGGCACCCUCAACAAGAACAACCCACCGCCGUGAGACAAGGAGGACAUUGUCCAAGGCUGAUCUCUGUGCCGUGUGCCUUGAUGAAGUGCGUGAGCGCCACCAGCGGGUCACCAGGCUACCCUGCUCCCACAAGUACCACUCGGAGUGCGUCCUCCCCUGGCUAGCCAUCCAGCCAGACUGCCCCUGCUGCAGGACACUGGUGCCUUCAGUGGACUCCCUCUUUGUAGCUUGAUCAGCUUGCUGGAAGAGGUGGCAUCAUCUUAUUCUGCAAAAUUUCAGAAACAAGGAACAAAAGGGAAGUGUUUUCAUUGUCUAAAGCUAACACUCUGACAAAGACACAAUGACAGAGUUUUGUUGCUCAGUUUUCUCCUCUUUUAGGUUGUGUGGUAUUGUGGUUUUUUGUUUUAUCCCGGUUUGUCUAUAUGAGCUGCGGGAGCUGAAAUGUGUUGGAAAGUACGUUUGUAGGUAUUCCUGAUAAAUUACAAUUGCAAAUGACAUGGUUUUGAAAGAAAAAGGGGUAUUGUUUUUAACAAAUUGAAGUGAAGGAUGCGUCCGGACAACUGACACAGCUGAAUGUUUUUUUUUUUUUUUUGGUGUACUGAAAACUACGCCGGACGUUGCUGAAAUCAUGCCUGGGCUUGGUCAUCUGGUUAUUGAUUUGGUUUGUAGUCACAUUUGUGGCAACUGACAAGAUCACAAAGAUUGCUUGUUCACCAUCCAAGUCUUUAAUUUUGUGUACCAACAAGGCAACAACACAAAGGUUUAGACUUUAGACAAGUUAGAAUUAUGCCAGUCUCACAUUUGUUCACCAUGUAAGUCUUUAGUUUUAGCCAAAAUUUAGACAAGUUAUUAUAAUCAUGAAAAUUACAGGCUUUAAGAAGUUGUGUACCAACCAACAAAGCAUGAUGUGAUGCCUCCUCCCAAAUGUGCCCC